Messenger RNA from Caretta caretta (loggerhead turtle), 7245 nucleotides. It is a transcript of the gene PFKFB4, whose product is annotated as 6-phosphofructo-2-kinase/fructose-2,6-biphosphatase 4. The record is from RefSeq and is a predicted model, not a curated record. Gene Ontology annotation, cellular component: cytosol. Gene Ontology annotation, biological process: fructose metabolic process; fructose 2,6-bisphosphate metabolic process. NCBI's taxonomy places the organism in Eukaryota, Metazoa, Chordata, Testudines, Cheloniidae. Gene Ontology annotation, molecular function: fructose-2,6-bisphosphate 2-phosphatase activity; 6-phosphofructo-2-kinase activity; ATP binding.
CACCGCGCCGGCGUUGCGGGAACGGCCGGUGCCCUGUGCAGCGGGAGCGCACACCCGCUUCCAGCGCUGGGGGACCCUCUCCAGGGCUCUGCGCCCUCAGCGGGAUGCCGCCGCGCCCGGCUGCGUUACCGACCCGUCUCCUUCACCUCAGCCCGGCGCAGUGAGCGGGACUGGGCGCCCCCGGACCCUGCUCCUUCCAGCCAGCCAGCGCGGUGGGUCUGGGCGCCCCUCGGACGCCGCCGAGCCCGGUGAGCGGGUCUGGGCGCCCCCUUUGCUGGCGCAGCUCGCAGAAGGGGACGUGGCUGCCUCCCCGCCCGGGCGCAGAUGUCGGUCUUCAGGUGCAGCAGCGGCGGCUGUCAGGGGCGGCCGCAGAGGCGGGAUCGGAAAGCAACAUCUUUGGAUUAUGCACACCAGAACUGGAUACAGUAUUCCAGCAACAGUCACAGCAGUGCCAAAUACAGAGGUGAAAUAACCCCUACUUCUACUCAAGAUUCCCUUGUUUAUACAUGCAAGGAUCGCAUUCGCCCUUUCGGCCACAGCAUUGCACUGGGAGCUCCUGUUCAUCUGAGUUCCCACCACGACCCCCAAAUCUUUUUCGGUCGCUGCUUCCCAGGAUAGAGUCCCCCAUUCUUCUGUAUGACUAAUUGUCCUACACUGAUUGUCAUGGUGGGCCUCCCAGCCAGAGGGAAAACAUACAUCUCCAAGAAACUGACACGCUACUUAAACUGGAUUGGAGUGCCUACAAAAGAAUUUAAUGUUGGUCAGUACCGUCGAGAUUUGGUAAAAACAUACAAAUCCUUUGAGUUCUUCUUGCCAGACAAUGAAGAGGGCUUGAAAAUCAGAAAACAGUGUGCCUUAGCAGCGCUGAAUGAUGUCCAGCAGUACCUCAGUGAAGAAAACGGACAUGUGGCUGUUUUUGAUGCUACAAACACAACACGAGAACGCAGAGAAACAAUCUUCAGAUUUGGUGAGGAGAAUGGCUAUAAGACCUUCUUUGUUGAAUCAGUAUGCGUAGAUCCAGAGGUCAUUGCUGCAAACAUUGUGCAAGUGAAACUUGGCAGUCCUGAUUAUGUUGAUUGUAGUAAUGAUGAAGCUACAGAAGACUUCAUGAAAAGAAUAGAGUGCUACAAGAACACAUAUGAGAUGCUAGAUGAAACUCUGGACAAGGAUCUUUCCUAUAUUAAAAUCAUGGAUGUUGGAAGGAGUUACCUUGUGAAUAGAGUAAUGGACCAUAUUCAAAGCCGGAUCGUCUACUACCUCAUGAAUAUCCAUGUAACUCCUCGCUCGAUCUACCUCUGUCGACAUGGAGAAAGUGAGCUGAAUCUGAAAGGGAGGAUAGGAGGAGACACUGGGCUGUCCUUUAGGGGGAAAGAGUUUGCCAAGAGCUUGGCGCAGUUCAUUAAUGAGCAAAACAUCAAGGAUCUGAAAGUUUGGACCAGUCAGAUGAAAAGGACAAUUCAGACUGCAGAGGCUUUGGGAGUGCCUUAUGAACAGUGGAAGGUUUUGAAUGAAAUAGAUGCAGGAGUCUGUGAAGAAAUGACAUAUGAAGAAAUUCAGGAAAACUAUCCUCUUGAAUUUGCCUUGAGAGACCAAGACAAAUACAGAUACAGAUACCCUAAGGGAGAGUCAUAUGAAGAUCUCGUUCAGAGAUUAGAGCCCGUAAUUAUGGAGCUGGAAAGGCAGGAAAAUGUGCUUGUUAUAUGUCACCAAGCAGUUAUGCGCUGUCUGCUUGCUUACUUUCUGGACAAGACUGCAGAACAACUGCCUUAUCUCAAGUGCCCACUCCAUAGUGUCUUAAAGCUAACCCCAGUGGCUUAUGGUUGUAAGGUGGAAUCUAUAUUCCUGAACAUUGAAGCUGUAAACACACACAGAGAUAAACCAGAGAAUGUAGACAUUUCCAGACCUCCUGAGGAAGCCCUUGUAACAGUCCCUGCUCACCAGUGAACCUGUGUCCAGAUCAGCUAUCAAAUAAUGUAGGUGUGGAUCGCUCGAGAGAGGAAGCCUUGAGGACAGUACCUAAUCAUCUGUAACUGCCAUGGACCAUGACAACAUCCCCUGCCUGCUACAGAAGCACUAAGGAAAUAGCUCAGGUACAUGAGACUGGAGAAGACAUCCAAGGAGGUCAAGCAAUGUCACAUGCACGCACUCCCUCUGACUGUAAGGCUUUUAGAAUGUGAUUCAAUGACUUGUGGGAAAACCCACGAUUCUGGAGGACUCUUAAUACUGAAAGUUGAAAUGUGCAAGACUGGAAAUAGUUAUGGGAAACCCAGUGAAGUUGCUAUUAAUUUUUCUUCUGUGAAUAUGCAGUUUUUCAACUGUUUUUAUUCUUCACCUGUGGAUCAUGCAAGAUUGUUAAUUGCUCUUCUCGGCUUACUGUCAAGUUUUAACUGAACUUUUACUUUUUUCAAUAAUUGCUUUUCUAAGAGUACCUCUUAUUUUUACUGUGAAUGACUGCCUAGAGUUACAUGACUUUUUUUUAGUGUGUGUGUAUUUUUUUUUUUAAUGUGAAAUUCUGCAUUUAAUGCAUUGGAGGCUCCAUUUGAUACAAAACCACUUCAUACUGGAAGCUUCUCAAGUACUCUUUUUUCAUCCUCUAUCGAUGUUUGAGCAUAGUUCAGGUGUUGCAAAGCACCGUGUAUGUGUGUCUUUUGAAAUGGGGAUGCUUUCCCCUUUGCCAAGAAAAAUAUUUGAUUAUAUAUAUUAAAUUAUAUUAUAUUGACAGCGAGAGAGGCUUUGCUAUCACAGUAAGUUUCUUUAUCUUCUCCAUGCAAAAUGGCAUUUUGUACCAUGGUGAGGGUACACUAUUAUACAGUUGAUUGUUAUGGAAGGAUGGUUUUAAGUACAGAUAGCUGGCUUGUUAAUAGUCUAAUUACCCUAGAAAGAGAUUAUAAAGGGUAAGAUGACAGAUAUCUUUCAGAAUAUCUGUACUAUCCAGGUUAAGCAGCCUUUCCAGGAGAGGACACAUCUUCCACAUUCAGGGUGAAAUAUACUCCCAUGCAGUGGGCCCUCAGAAGACCCAAUGCAUCACUUUAAUGCAGUAAAACUUCAAUGUAAACCCUAAAUGGGCUCUAAUAGAGUGAAUUUCACCCUAAAAGUAUAAGGUUUUCUAUGUGGGAGCAUUAAGUAAAUAGAGGAGGAGAAUGUUAAAAUAGGAUUUUAGCCUCCGGAGAAUUGUAUAAGUACAAAAACCCUUGAGUGAAUUUGGAAAUUGAUUUUUUUUAAAAUGUCAUCUCUGUAUUUUGUUUUUAAAAUCUUUUUUAACUUUCUGUGAAAUUGCAAAUGCAUUUAUGUCCAAUGCUAAAAAGUGGUAGAAUUUUCUAUGCAUGUCAAUGCCACUCACUACCUUCCUUGUUCCAAGCCAAUAUAUAUAUAUAGUGUACAUGUGUUGCUGGAUGAUAGGAUUUAGUUAGCAAUACCUAAUUGUUAAUGAAAUGAAGAAAGCUGCCAUUAGUUAUUGGAGUAUCUUUUUGAUGUUUGUAUUAUUGGGUCGUUAAUUCAACUCUUGCAUUUAUCCGUUAAUACGUUUAGUUGAAUUUCAGUGUAGAGAACUGGGUUCUGUCCAAGUAGCUUGCAGGCAGGGGCUAAAUUGUUUUUUGUUUUAUGCAGGGCAGGGGACUCUAAUAUGUGCUGCUGUUGUGAUUUGUUUUAUUAAGCUAGUCUUAGCAAUAUAGUCAAUGUACUGGAAGUAAGCCAUAUAGCUAGAUUUCAUUUCAGAAAACAAAUGCAUAGGAUAUCAAAAACACUCGCUUGGAACCUUAGCAUCAAAAGCUUUUUGUCUGUAAUCCAUGCAACCAGUAAUAUGCAUUUAAAAGUAAAUAAUAUAUUUAUUUAGAUGUAUUAAUUGUUAUUGUCUAAGGUUAGAGCACAAAGCACUGCUAAGACAUUUAUUGAUGCACAGCAAAACAAACCCUAAAGAUGCUUAUAUUGGAGAGGGAAGAGAUGCUAUAUAGUGGGUUCCCUUCUGAUCACCUAUUUGUUCAUAGUUCAGAAGAACAGACCUAUCCUCUACUGUGCCCUGUUUCCUCUGGAUCUGGGCCACACGAUCUACAGUAGGGAUUAUUUAUGUUUAAUGAUGGUAAAUUGAGGAAGUCUAGCUUUUAUCCAUAGUUAUCCAAGGCAGAUUCCCAAAUAUUAUUUUCUUAAUGUGCUUUGAAAAGCAGAGGUUUACCAAGACAGAGUUUGGACUACUGUAGUUUUGAGCUUGGUUCUAGCAAAGGAAGCAUGGUUAUAAAAGGGAAAUGUUUCCCUAUAUGAGUUUUUAAUCUCAGAACUUUCAAAGGUGCUGUAAAAUUCUAUAUGGCUAAAUGUUUUAUGUAUAGUAGAUAUUUUUAUAGACUGCUUUUAAAUAUACUGUGAUCAGAGUGGUUGCUCAUUUGCAGGAUGGAUAUACUGUAUAGUAAAAAAUCAUUGUACACAAGUGUGAAUAAAUUGUAUGUCAGUACUUGAAAAUAAAAAGGAGAAUCUGAAGCUGUCAGUUCUAUUUUAAUUUACAAAUAAUGUCAUUGACUGCAUCUUAGUUAGUAAAAAACAAAAAAUACCAGAAUGCAAAAAUAAGUAAAUGAUCACCCCUAUCUCACCUGGAAAAAUUGAGAGUUCUGGAAAUAUAUUGCAAGAAUUACUCCUUACUAUCUAAAAGCGGUAUACAUAUUCCCAUCUGGUUUGGAAAAGUGAGUCAUCAUCCAGAGGGGUUAAUUUCUAAGCAUGGCCUAGUAUGUUUGUUUUAUGUUGCAAUGAUUGGAUGGGAUUAAACUAACCUUUCUGACAUGACUGGCCUUCAGCUUAAUCUUCUAGGCAAAAUGAAUCUCGUGUGAUCUUUGAGCCAAGUAAUAAAGAUCAAACAUUAAAACUCAAGAUAUGUGUUUCUUUCCUUGUCCCCUUAAACCAGUUAUGCUACAGUAACAUUUAGAGUUGUGUAAAUAUCUCCUCAGGUCAACACACUUUAUGAAUUUGUCCACUGUGGAAGGCUGUGAAAUACAUUUUGUGAAAAGUAUCUCAGGUGGAGAGAGGUGUGAGAGUAAAGGUUAAGUUCAUUUCAUCAUCAUCUGCUGCUGCAAAAAGAGGAUUUGUGACAUUCUAAAACAGGACAACUUUGGUUUCUUUUUAAAAAAGAUUAAUUCUCAUCUACCUGAUAGUCUUCAGUACCAGUAGCUGCAAAUUAUACAUGAGAAGGCAAAACUUAACAGUGGUCAUUUGUCUAGACUGGGGGUUCUCAAACUUGUUCAUAUCGAGAAGCACUGCUUACUGUGUUGUGACCACCUCUCCCAUUCACACCUCCUCUUUGGAAAGUACUGAUCGCUACUAGCUUUAGUCCCUCUUGGUGGCAUAUUAUCUACCCCAGCAAUUGCUAUACCCUUCUCCUCAAAUGUAGUAACAUUCUUUAUUAGAGGUAACUCAUUUCCAAAUGCCUUUUUUAAAAAGGCCUUGAGACUCCUCUUUGCAGUGAAUUGUAUGGACACAUUUAGCAGCAGCUGGAACUAAGAACACCAGUCAUCUCUCCAGACCAGUUUGGGAACCAGAUAGAAAAUAACUGCAAUCUUCCAUAAGGGGGCCUACAUGCACAGUGAUUACAGGAAAGAAGCAGAUACACAUUUUCCCUUCUUGAAGGCCUAUCCCCAAAGGAUGUUGCAUUGUGUUGAGAGCCUGAUUUGAAACUGUAUUUGUUAGCAUGCAUCUCUACCAUUCUGAAGCAUCCGUAGGCACACCAAUCUCAAAUAUAAAGAACAAGAGUGUAGCCAGAUGUUAUUGAACUGUGAAAAGUUCACAUGUGGUUAUAACCUAAGUGGAAGCAUGGCUUUGUUUUAACAUCAGUUGUGCUGAAACACAUGGAGCCACAGAUGUUCUAUUUGAAGGACAUAGGUUGCUAUUCCAUAUAAAUCACCAGCUGGCAGUUCAAUGGAAAUGUUCCAUCUCUGAAAGGCCAGCACUCAUGAAAAGUGUUGAUUGUGAGUUGAAUCUUACAACUUGGUGUGUACUAUUCCUUUGGGAAGAGCAGAUGUAAGUUCUGUGAGUGUGCAGGGGAACAGAGGCUGAGCAUUCCUGAGGGACACUUUGACAGCCCAGUGGAUGGCAUGGGCCUGUUGCUACCUGUACAGAGUGGGAGGCCAAGAAGGCAGUGCUUGUGUUGCCAGAGGGUAAUGAUUUUCGGGAGCUGAUCCACAGCAGACAGAGACAAGACUUCCUCACACUAAGGGCAGCAACACAUACCAAGGAAGGCACACUGAACAGCUGCCAACAACCCUGUUACUGACCUAUACGGACAUGAUUAGAGCAGAUAUUUCACAAGAUGACUGGAAAUUCUUUUUCUCCCUUGGGGAAAGAGGUGACAGUUUGAUCUCAGCAGUACCAGGCAAUGGAGUUACACCAUAUUUACCCAAUUGCAUUUGAGAUCAGAAUGUAGCCCACAAGGUCUAAACACAGUUUGAAGAAUUUGGACAUCUGCAAGCUCAUUUCUGACUUGAAGUUACAGCCCAGGAAGCAGUGUCUCUCUCCUUAUUUCCUAGAGACGGCAGCAGCAGAGAGCUUUAGCUGCAGUGCUUUUCACAAAGAAGUCAACAGAAAUAAACACAGCCUCAAGGGACCUCUAAAUCUCCAUUACCACCAACAUAAAGUCAAACUGUCUCAGUCUGAAUACGGUGCUUGGCAAUAACUAAUGUGAAACAAAGACACUUCUGUGUAAUGUAAAUAAUUAUUUCAUUAUUCUUGUUGCCAAGGAGAAAACACGAGAAAACAAUUAUAGAUUCAUCUCAAGUACUUGCUGAAUUCCAUCUUAAACAUUUGAUUUUAUUCCAAGGGUAUUAAUAAAGAACUGUUCCUUGUAUAUGUCCUGGUUGUAGGUUAAUCACAGAAUCCACUAAUACAUCACAAGAAAUAUACCAAGUGUCAAGGGCCCCAUAUCAGAGGUGCUCACUACUCACCUAUAAAUAAUGCCUUUGCUAUGAAGAAAUUGUAAACCGCAUACUAUUUCAGCUCCAUAAAACCUGAAAUAGAGCAACAACACUUCAAACUGGCUUCCUUAGUUAAACAAGACAUUUACUACAUUGUGAACACAACUAAGAAAACCAGUUUUUUUAUGAAAGAUGAAUAGUACUGUAAGUUUACAUAACCAUUAUGGGGGAGGGAGGGGAAAAUCCCAUGUAUUUAGUUUUUGCAUCAUUACCCUGUAUAGCUUGUAAUAUGGACGUAAUGCAGUAUUGAAUACUGUUACUUGUGAAUUACUGUAUGUAAUAAAACUGCAGUUAAAAUUAA